AUGCAAUCGGUCAACAGACAAUUGCACGAGAUGUCGGUGGGUGACCCUUUUUUCCCGCACCAGGGCUCACAACAUCAGCAACCUCCAGGGAUUGGAACGCAGUUGUUUUCACCUCAAAUGAUGCAGGGACGGCUGCACCAGCACCAGCAGCAACAGCAGCAACAACAGCAACAACAUCCGCAAGAACUGCGUGGAUUGGACGGGAAUUCGGGCUUGCAAAACGUGUAUCUGCUGAAACAAAAAAUGGAAGCUGCUAACGCUGCAUUUGGACCCCGUCAAGUACAGCCUCAACAGCUUUUGAACAACGGUCAAAACUCGCUCCCGGGCUCUUUGGCAGCCUCUGUAGGGAAUUUACCACCUGGGGUGGGACUCGUGCAACAGCCAGGAGCUGGGACUUUGGGACUAUCUUCCACAGCCGCAGCAAUGGCACCUCCUCCUCCAACUCUCUCACAAGCUCCUCAGGCUCCGCUUACAGGAUCAUUUGCAUUACCACCCCCAAACCACUUUAUGGUACGUGACGUGUGGAGCAACAAUUUGCAUGCUGAGUUUGCACAAAUUAGAAGACUGGUAGCCCAAUACAACGUUGCAGCCAUCAGUACGGAAUUUGUGGGUACCAUUGCAAGGCCUAUGGGCAAUUUUAGAUCAAAAAACGACUAUCAUUACCAAACAAUGCGUUCAAAUGUGGAUCUUUUGAAUCCCGUACAGGUUGGGCUAUCUUUGAGCGAUUCGCGGGGCAACAAACCCGAAAAUGGACCUUCGACCUGGCAAUUCAACUUUCAUUUUGACGUCACUCAAGAAAUGGUCUCAGCUGAAUCUUUGGAACUGCUAAAGAAGUCGGGCAUCAACUUCGAACGGCAUCAAAACCUGGGCGUUUCCGCUUUCGAGUUUGCGCAUUUACUCACAGACUCAGGUCUGAUAUCCAGCGACGUUACGUGGGUUAGUUACCAUGCCGCAUACGAUUUCGGAUUUCUGGUUAACAUGCUCAUGAAUAAUGCCAUGCCCAACAAUAAAGAGGACUACGUGUGGUGGGUCCAUCAGUUCAUGACAAAUUUUUACGAUCUCAACCUUAUCAACAAGUUUUCACAGCAACAACUUCAGCAGAAUCAGAAACAGAAACCUCCCGCACCACAACACCCGCAGCCCACGCUUGAGGCUAUGGCCGACGAGAUCGGUAUACCUCGGUUCCCACUAUUUUCUUCGACCGCUGGUCAAAGUCUGCUGGCUCUAUUAACUUUUACGCAUUUAUUCCAGCUUCGCAUUCCUCAUCCGCAGUUGGGACCUAGUUUGGCUCGAUACAAGAACAUGAUUUAUGGAAUCACGAACGAGUAG
Messenger RNA from Lachancea sp. 'fantastica', 1329 nucleotides. Lineage: Eukaryota; Fungi; Ascomycota; Saccharomycetes; Saccharomycetales; Saccharomycetaceae. The record is from the annotation of a GenBank genome assembly.